This is a messenger RNA of Coffea eugenioides, 765 nucleotides long. RefSeq lists its product as uncharacterized. The transcript has a single exon. The coding region runs from base 1 to 765 and encodes 254 amino acids. The record is from RefSeq and is a predicted model, not a curated record. NCBI's taxonomy places the organism in Eukaryota, Viridiplantae, Streptophyta, Magnoliopsida, Gentianales, Rubiaceae.
AUGGAUCGCCAAGUGGUAGGAAGGGGCCGCGGGAGACCCACUAGACAACACCCGGCAGCGGGUAGAGAUAGAGAGCCCGAGGUCAAUCCAGACCAAAGGCAAGAGGGUGGGGCGGGAGACGGAGUGGCCACCGCUAUUAACCGUAUCACUGACGUCCUAGAGCGCUUGACUGAACACCAAGCUGCUGGACCAGGGCGCCAUCAGGGAGGCCCAGUUGAUUCCGAUGAUCGGGCAUUGGAAAGGUUCCUGAAGUUUGGACCUCCCAAAUUCUAUGGAGGACCUGAGCCGGAAGUGGCCGAAGGCUGGUGGGAGAGGAUCACUGAGAUCUUCGCCGCCUUAAACUAUACGGAGGAGCGAAAGGUGACUUUUGCCACCUUCCAGUUUGAGGGAGCUGCUCGCUCCUGGUGGAACCUAAUGAGGGUUCAUUGGGAGACUAACCAUACACCACGAACUUGGAUGAACUUCACAAGGGAGUUCAAUGCCAAAUUCCUUCCGCCUCUCAUUCAAGAGAAGAGAGAGGACGAUUUCAUUCGAUGCAAGCAAGGGGCGAUGAGUGUCGCCGAAUAUGAAAUCCAGUUCACAAAGCUAUCCCGCUUUGCACCUGAGUUGAUAGCCACCGAGCAGAGGCGUGUUCGGAGGUUUGUGCAGGGUUUGAAUGUAGAACUACAGGAAAGUUUAGCCGCUGUGAGGAUAGAUACUUUCACAGAUGCUGUCGAAAGAGCUCAGAGAGUUGAAGUAGCUAGAGCUCAAGUGAAAUCCUUUUAA